AUGUUUCCACAAACAUUGAAUAUUGAAACGGGAAAAAUAAUAACGAGCAUGGCAGAAGAAGUGCUGCCCGCUAGUUUGAAAAAACUUGAAAUUGAUCGACUUACUAAUAAUCCUCAGAUUGGUGGUAGCAACGAAAAAUUAACAACAGCAAAUCCAUUUCGUUCAAGUGGCCGUGGUACAACUGGUGACACUAGUUAUUUAUUUCGUAGAAGAUCGAUGCCAAAUCGUCCAACAUCAAACUUUGUAAGCCCACGUGGUGUUAAAUGUACAACGAAUUUCAAACCAUCUAAAAAUGAUAAAUUACUGGAUGGACAGAAAAAAAAUUCAAUUAUAAAAGAAGCCGUAUUAAAAUUAAAUAAUAAUAAUUCGUCUACGUGUUUAAGUGAUACCUUGGCUAGUACAUUAUUACAAGAGGCCUGUAAACUAAGUAUUUCAAGUAUUAGAAAUCCUAGAACAUUUGGACAUGGUUCGGUGACGAAAGAUUUCAAGGCUCUGAAUAUUAAUACUGAUUCGCGAUUGGCUAAGGAUGAUACCAGUUUACCUGAAAGUUCUUACCAUACUAGUAGUUUUAAAAGAGCAAGAAGUAACACCAUGCCUAGUUUAAAACGACCUGGACCUGGACCUGGUGGCGGCGAAGAAACCAAUAAUUCUGUCGCUGCUGCUGCUGCUGCUGCUGCUGCUGCUGCCGCUGCCGCUGUCGCAGCUGCUUCUGCUGUUAAUAUACCUGGUAAUAAUAGUAAUAAUGAAGGAAUUUAUUCAUCAAAUAAUGCUGGUCAAUCAACGAGCGCAAAUACUUGCUCUAUACAGGCACGAAUGUCACCACCUUCAUCGUGCGACGUAACUAUUGAUGAGCUUGCGAGUUACUUUGAAGAAUUUGUUCAUAUUCCAAAGAAGAUGUCCAGAAUGGCUGAAAUGAUGUAUAUCUAA
This is a messenger RNA of Cotesia congregata, 927 nucleotides long. Lineage: Eukaryota; Metazoa; Arthropoda; Insecta; Hymenoptera; Braconidae. The record is from the annotation of a GenBank genome assembly.